This is a messenger RNA of Heterobilharzia americana, 441 nucleotides long. The record is from the annotation of a GenBank genome assembly. NCBI's taxonomy places the organism in Eukaryota, Metazoa, Platyhelminthes, Trematoda, Strigeidida, Schistosomatidae.
GAUUUUUUGCAGCUGAGCCAGACGAUGAUGAUGAGAAUUUCGGCGGUCGAAUCGUCCAUUCAUUGUUCACUGAUGGGAUUUUCGAAGAUCCGUCAGCUCAAAAGCAACUUGAAAAUUUAACUUCUGAAAUUGAAUCUCAGAUGGUGACAACUAGAUUUGGUCUUCAUCCUGAAGCAGAUAUCGCUCCCAUCCCGACAUCUAGUCAUGAAGACCUAAUGCCAACUGGUGGUGGUGAUUCUAUUGUCAGCAAACCGUUGGACGCAUUCCUGACUACUACGACAUCAGAGACAACAAUGACGUCAGGCACUACUGUGUAUAUUCCUUCAACUACAGCGCCAACAGACACAACAACACCUGCAUCGAAAUUGGUCUCGGGACAACUACAAUGACAGAGAGUACAACACUUAUUGGCAGUGAAUCUGAGACUUUUGCGUUACCGCC